This is a messenger RNA of Drosophila miranda, 2314 nucleotides long. It is a transcript of the gene Gpdh2, whose product is annotated as glycerol-3-phosphate dehydrogenase [NAD(+)], cytoplasmic. Gene Ontology annotation, molecular function: protein homodimerization activity; glycerol-3-phosphate dehydrogenase [NAD(P)+] activity; NAD binding. Gene Ontology annotation, biological process: carbohydrate metabolic process; glycerol-3-phosphate catabolic process. The transcript is spliced from 6 exons. Gene Ontology annotation, cellular component: cytosol; glycerol-3-phosphate dehydrogenase (FAD) complex. Lineage: Eukaryota; Metazoa; Arthropoda; Insecta; Diptera; Drosophilidae. Bases 63 to 1145 code for a protein of 360 amino acids. The record is from RefSeq and is a predicted model, not a curated record.
UAGUCUUUAUAAUCAAUUCAAUAAUAAAAUCUCUCGGAUUAAUACACUUUCCAGACUAUAAGAUGGCCGAUAAGAUAUCGACAUGCAUCAUUGGAUCUGGCAAUUGGGCCACGACCAUAGCCCGAAAUGUGGGCAGGAAUGUGGCCGCAAUGGCCAACACAAUGGAGCCGAAGGUCUACAUGUAUGUGUACGAGGAAAUGGUUGACGGUCGAAAGCUUACCGAAAUCAUCAAUACAACCCACAUCAAUGUAAAGUACAUGCCGGACUUUGUGUUGCCUGAAAAUAUUGUGGCUGUGGAUGAUAUUGUGACUGCUGCCAGGGACUCCGACAUCCUGAUAUUUGCCAUACCCCCGACCUUCGUCAGCAGCUGCUGCAAGACCCUGUUGGGCAAGGUAAAGCCCACGGCCCAUGCCGUCUCCCUGAUCAAAGGAUUCGAGCGGGGAGACGAUGGACAGAUCAUACUGAUCUCUCAGAUUAUCAUGCGACAGCUGAAGGUUUCAUGCUCCGUUAUGGUGGGUUGCAAUUUGGCCCACGAGUUGGCCAAUGAUAACUUUGCCGAGGGCACUGUGGGUUGUCGUGAUCAGAAGUACUACCGCGUGCUUCGGGACAUCUUCAAGUCGGAAACAUUCCGAGUGGUGGUCACCGAAGAUGCUGACUGCGUGGAGAUCUGUUCUACUCUAAGGAACAUCAUUGCCUUUGCUGCCGGCUGCUCUGAUGGCAUGGAACUGAACGAGAACACCAAGGCGGGCAUUAUUCGUAGGGGUUUCCUGGAGAUGCUGCAGUUUGUGGAUGUCUUCUAUCCGGGCUGCCGCAUGGGCACCUUCUUUGAGGCCUGCGGCAUAUCCGAUUUGGUCACCAGCUGUUAUGCCAAUCGUAAUCGGAAGCUGGCCGAGGCCUUUGUAAAGACUGGGAAGCCUCUGUGCGAACUGGAGCAUAUACUCAUAUCAGGCCAUGAGCCCUUGGGUCCAGUCACUGCCGAACUGGUUCACAUUUUACUCAAGAAAAAAGGAUUGGUGGACAAAUUUCCACUGUUUACAACGGUCUAUAAAAUCUGCAUGGGAGAUCUACCGCUUACACGCCUCGUGGAGGCCUUGUGUAAUGCCAGCGAGGACAUCUUCCAUCCGCAACACACUUUCCAGCUUUGAAGGCUGGUCCCCAGUUUAAAAUAAAUCAGAACCGAACAGAACAGAACAGAACAGAACAGAACAGAAAAACAGCAAUUUGGUUUAUUCUUUUUAUUAUUCUGUGAAAUGGGGCAUAUAAAGCCUUGGUUAUAUUUGCCCGGCAAGUCCCGGCAAACGCAGGACUCAAUAUUCAAACAAAGCCCCUCGACAUCUGCAUUGUAUUGUGCGUCUUUUCCUUCUGCAGUUCAAGUGUUCCUUUGCGGAGAGUGCACUCCAUUGAAUGCACCAACGCUCCGAGCACUUGUUGGACUGUUCUGAUGACUCGAACAACGGAAAUCACUUCAACCAGGCGCUUGGUGGGGGCUUUGUGUGGUUCCUGACUGAAUGGGACGGAAAGCCGCAUUGCUUUCUUAUUGUUUCUCGUUUCUCUACUAUACAACAUACACUAGUUGUUCCAUUCUUCGUCUCGAUAUGGUAUUGUACUGCAGUUGAAGUACUCCCCAAUCGAAAUUGAGGAAAUGGGAGCAUCCACUGGAGGACUUGUCAAGCCUCCCUCCUCAAAACUGAACCUCAAAACCCUCCGGACAGGGUUCAAUCAACUACAUCACGAUCUCCUUUUGAAUUUGAAUCAAACUAUCAUACAGAAUUCUGUUGAGAGUUCAGUUCGUAUUCAUUCACAAAAGAGAGACGAGAGCUACAACCAGUAACAAAAUUUGAGUUUUUGCUUUUUCUCCGAUUUUUGAUCGAAUUUAAAUCAAUCUAUCAUAGCGUUCAGUGCUAAAGGGAGUCUUUUAAAAAUGUUAUCAAAUAUUUUACUGAAGGUCGCUGCUGUGAUUUUUUUUUCCAUCGUUUUGGACAUUAUCGAUCAGGAAAAUGAAAGCGUACUUGGGGCAAGCAUGAGCAAAGUCAAUAAUAUUCUGGAUGAGACUAUAUACUACUUUUGGGAGGAUCUGCGUCCAAAGCCACAGGAGAAUUGGUUCCAGCGCUACAUCGUUCGUAACUUUCAAAUGCUGUUCUAAAAGGAACUCAAAUCAAUUCGCAAAUUCCCGAAAAACCAACAAUGAGUAUUACACAAGGCCGAUUAAAUCAAACCAAAGCGUGAUGCACAACUCAAAAAAGUCAUCGUAUAUAUCCCCAAAUUAAUCCACUGUUCGAUGGUUAUUUAAUAAAUUAUUUACGCAAUUCAUUUA